AUUUCGGAGACGGACGUGUGUUUCUGUCAAGCUGUCAUCAUACAGCAAGAUUUGUCUGAAGAGUGUUGACGAGAAAGUUUGAAUUCGGACAACAUUUACAGAAAUCAGUCAGAAUACAAGACUCAACUUCCCUGUGUCAAGAUGAAGUGUGAGAAUCUACUAUACCUGAGUGCUCUAUGCAGUAUAUAUACUGUUAGCAUCAUAUUUGCCAAGCAGGCAGAUUACUAUGAAGUCCUGGGCCUGAAGAAAGGUGCUUCUGAUAAACAGAUCAAGAGAGCGUUCAGAAAACUAGCACUGAAGUUCCAUCCAGAUAAAAAUAAAGAGAAGGGAGCAGAAGAAAAGUUCAGGGAAAUAGCUAAAGCAUAUGAGGUACUAGGAGACCCUGAUAAAAAGAAGAAGUAUGACACAUAUGGUCACAUGGACGACCAGCAGUUUGGAGGUGGUGGGAAUGGAUUCCCAUCACAUAGCUUUGACUUUGGUGAUUUCUUCAAAGGAUUUGAUGAUGCAUUUAGUGCUCAUAAACAAGGACACCAUAAACAUCAACAGGGUUUCAAAUUUUCAUUUGGUGGUAAUGGUGGAAAUUUCUUCAAUUUUGAUGAUCUGUUUGAUGACGAUGAUGACGAUGACGAUGGAAGUCAGUUUUUCCAUGACUUUUUUCAUGAUGAUGAUGAUGAUGAUGACUUUUAUCAUAAUGGAUUUGGUUUUGAAGACGAUUUGUUUGGUAACCUUCACCAUCACAGUCAGUAUGACCAUGCUUCUAAUCGCCAUCAGAAUAUUCAUAAUCAGCACCAAAGACUACAUAAAUUUAAUCAUGAAAUGAACCAAAGGAAUCACCAGAGAGCAAACAAUAUGCAUCACCACCACCCCCAUCACAACCAUGCCCAAGCACAUGCAUCAAGCUACACACAAGGUGGUAGAACAUGUAGAACAGUGACACAGAGGAUGGGGAACAUGGUGACUACACAUACUGAAUGUUCCUGAUCAGGUUAUACAUAAUCUGGUACACAAAAUGCUCUUCAGUACGCAAAAGUACCAUGACUUUGAUCAUCAUACGGAAUGCUCAUGACAAGUCCUACAUGUGUUCAGAAGUGGAAAUCUUUGCUAUAUCUGUGAUAAGGUUUUUCGGUGAAACAUUGAAAGGUGUUGUACCUUGAGCAGUGAAAGCAUAUACGUGUGUUUUUUUCUCAGAAUGUUCUUGAUAAAUACCACAUAUCGUCAGAUUAAUCUGCCAGACCUCUGUACAUGUUGAUUUGUUGGAUUGUUUUGACCUCCCCUAGGAGUUUAAAGAGUGGAGAGUGCAUAUGAGUGCUUAUAAAUUACUGGAGUUUAUUACAAGGAUACAUUAUAUAUCCUUAGCGAUGUAGUGUUUUAGAGAGUGAGGGAGAGAGAAUAUGGAUUUAUACAGGGUUGUGUAACUUUCCAUCAGGAAAUAAUUCACAUUGUGCCUUGAAAGAAUAACAUAGGGCAAGCACUUUAAAUUUACUUGAAUUUCUUUUUUCUUCAUUCAAAAAUGAUCUUCAUAAGGAUUAUUUGAUAUCUUGAGUUAAAGUAUUCAUUGAAGAUAUUUUUUCUAUAUUGUGUCAAAAAUGUUGGGGUAUAUACUGAAUAUAUAGACCGGGAAACUUUGGCCCUGGGAUUUGCCCUCUGACAAAAAGAUAGUGUUCUUUGUUAAAUUUCACCUUACUUAUAAUUACGGUCAGGCUUUUUUCCCAAUAGAAAUAUUAAGUAAUACUUCUGUAGUAGUACUACUUGAUAGAUAGCUAAAUUUUUAAUUCACUCACUUCUUAUUUGGUAACAUUAGUGAAAGCUUCUCGGUUUCACUGUAGAGACCUCCAUGCUGAAUCUGUAAACUACUAUAAACAGGCAAUAAUUAUUAACAUUUUGAUGUCUGUUUUUAUACUGAUACAAGUCAAUAUUGCAGGGCUUUUUCUCACUUAUUUGGGAAAGGACCUUUUUGUCUCAUUUUGGGAAGAAAAUUGGUAAAUUGGGAAAGAUUUUUUCAG
Pecten maximus is the source of this 2003-nucleotide messenger RNA. Its product is annotated as dnaJ homolog subfamily B member 9-like. The record is from RefSeq and is a predicted model, not a curated record. Gene Ontology annotation, cellular component: endoplasmic reticulum. Gene Ontology annotation, molecular function: misfolded protein binding; protein-folding chaperone binding. NCBI's taxonomy places the organism in Eukaryota, Metazoa, Mollusca, Bivalvia, Pectinida, Pectinidae.